This is a messenger RNA of Habropoda laboriosa, 2691 nucleotides long. RefSeq names its product sarcosine dehydrogenase, mitochondrial. The record is from RefSeq and is a predicted model, not a curated record. Gene Ontology annotation, cellular component: mitochondrion; cytoplasm; mitochondrial matrix. Gene Ontology annotation, molecular function: sarcosine dehydrogenase activity; protein binding. The transcript is spliced from 15 exons. The coding region runs from base 58 to 2691 and encodes 877 amino acids. NCBI's taxonomy places the organism in Eukaryota, Metazoa, Arthropoda, Insecta, Hymenoptera, Apidae.
AUCAAGCGUAACGUUAGGACAUUGUAAACUUAUAUUACCUCUCUUCGUAUAAAAAACAUGUUUCGUUUAAUAAAACACAAGUUGUAUAAUGUGCGUGUUAAUUGUAUAAGAUCGGUAACAACAAGAGCAGUGAAUUUAACAUCCACCAUACAACUACCAGAUCAUGCAGAUGUUGUAAUAGUAGGUGGAGGUAGCGCCGGUUGUAAUGCUCUCUAUCGCUUAGGAAAAUAUGGUGUUAACGCCGUAUUAUUAGAUAAGUCAAAACUAACAUCUGGUACAACAUGGCAUACUGCUGGACUUAUGUGGAGUAUUCGUGGUCCAAGUGACAUUGAAAUGGAAUUGUUGAAUGCUACAAGAUACAUUCUUAACACUUUGGAAAAAGAAACUGGGAUAAAUCCAGGAUGGAUAAAGAACGGCGGACUUUACAUUGCACGUUCCAAUGAACGAUUAGAUGAAUACAGAAGGAUGAUCACUGGUUCAAAAGCUUUUGGUAUUCAAGCACAUCUAAUUUCUCCCCAAGAAGCAAAGGAAUUAUUUCCUUUACUGAAUGAAAACGGUAUUCGAGGAGCUAUUUACUCUUCAGAAGAUGGGGUUAUUGAUCCGACUAUGUUAAUAAAUGCUUUGACGAAAUCAGCAAAAAGUAAUGGUUGUCAGAUCAUUGAAGCUUGUCCUGUUAUAAAGAUACUCACAAAAGAAACUAUUAAAAACAAUAAAAUGAUUUAUGGUGUAGAGACACCAUAUGGAAUUAUAAAAACAGAUGUUGUUCUCAAUGCUGCUGGAGUUUGGUCAAAAAAUGUAGCAAACAUGGUAGACGUGAACAUACCUCUAACACCGAUCAAACAUGCUUAUGUUGUUACAGAACCUAUAGAAGGAAUACAGGGUCUUCCAAAUAUUAGAGACCCUGAUAUCAGUCUGUAUUUUCGGAUACAGGGUAGUUCCAUAGCUAUAGGUGGUUACGAACCAAAUCCUAUCGUGAUACCAUCUGUUCCCGAACAUUUUUCAUUUAGUCUCUAUGAAUUAGAUUGGAAUAUCUUCAAUGCACAUUUAGAAUCAAUGAUUCAGUUAAUUCCUAAGUUAUCAACAACUGGAAUAAGAACAACGAUAUGCGGACCGGAAAGUUUCACUCCAGAUCAUAGACCGAUUAUGGGAGAAGAUCCUCGUUGUUCCGGAUUGUUCUAUUCUUGUGGUUAUAAUAGUGCAGGAAUGAUGUUAGGAGGUGGAUGCGGAGAACAAAUUGCCCAUUGGAUAAUCAAUGGUCGGCCAGAUAAAUACAUGUUCAACUAUGACAUUAGAAGAUUUCUACCGGAACAAAGAAAUAAUUUUAUUUGGGCAAAUGAUAGAUCUUACGAAGCCUAUGCAAAAAAUUACACCAUUAUAUUUCCACAUGAUGAACCACUAUGUGGUAGAAAUCUUAAAACAGAUCCUUUUCACAAUUUGCUUGUUAAAGAGGGUGCUAUCAUGGAAGAACGCCAGGGCUGGGAGCGACCUGGAUGGUUUUCUUCCACGAAAAAUGUUGAAAUUAUGCCAUACAGUUAUGGUGAAUGUUGCGGAACAAGAAAAAAACGGAAUGACAUAUAUCGUGCAAUUCUAGAAAGAGAAUAUAAUUUUAAUUUUUCACCGUAUCAUAACAUAAUACGAGAAGAAGCUAUUGCUUGUCGUAAAAAUGUUGCUUUAUUCAAUAUGUCUCAUCUCGGAAAAUUCUAUCUUUGUGGGCCAGACGCUCAAGAAACGGCAAAUUAUUUGUUCACGGCAAACACGAACCGCGGUAUUAAUAAAACAAUUUACACUUGCAUGUUGAAUCAUGCCGGAGGCGUAGAAACAGACUGUACAGUUACAGUCAUGGAACCUGGCACAAGUGAAAUUGUAAAUCUCAUAUUUAAAGAAAGAGCAUUCUAUAUUGUUUCAAGCGGCGUAUCAGCAUAUCAUACUUGGGCUCAUAUCAACAAGGUAAUAGCAGAGAACAGCUUUGAUGUAUCUUUACACGACAUCACCGAACAAAUUGGUAUUCUAUCUGUACAAGGACCUAAUAGCCGAAAAAUAGUGGAACUAUUGAUAAAAGAGGAAAUCUCCGAUGAAUCUUUCAAAUAUUCAACCACAAAACUAGUGAAAAUUGAAAACGAAGUGGUGCGCUUAAUUAGGCUCAGUUUCAUUGGUGAACUUGGUUUCGAGUUACAUAUUUCAAAAUCAUCUUGUCAACUAGUUUAUACAGCUUUGAUAGAUUGUGCUAAAUCGUACCAUAUGAAGUUUGCUGGAUAUCGAGCACUGCAUAGCCUUAGUUGCGAAAAGGGCAAUCUACUUUGGGGUUCAGAUCUUAGAACCGAUGAUAAUCCCGUCGAAGCGGGAUUAGGAUUUAUUUGUCGCAAUACUGGAAAAUAUUUAGGAAAAAUGGCAGUCGAUCGGUUGCGAAAAAUUGGAGUUAAAAAGAAACUGGUACGCGUUCAUCUAAAUGGUGGUACCGUUCCAUUAUGGGGUUUAGAAGCUAUUUAUAGAAAUAAUUGUCUUGUUGGUUAUUUACGAAGGGCAGAACAGGGAUACAGCUGUGGAAAUACCAUUGGUCAUGGGUACAUCCAGCACCCGAACGGAGGAUCUGUGACAAAAGAAUUUGUAGAAAAUGGUAACUAUGAGAUUGAAGCAAUGGGGAAACGAUACGCGUUAGAUCUUUACCGUCCAACUUCAUCUGAUCAGAUAUGA